AUGUCUUCAUCCAUCAUUGGAAUACAGGAGGCAUCGAAUAUGACGCCCAGCCAGAAAUUCGAAGGACACACGGGUUGGGUGACUGGGGCCAUACAUCUACCAGACGGACAGCGGAUGCUGACUUGUUCAAGCGACGGCUCGCUGCGGGUAUGGAACCUGAAGAGUGGGAAACAGAUAGGAGACGACUGGCGGGAUGGAGAUAGUGAAGUGCGAACGAUAGCGUUGUCUCCGGAUGGGAUGAGAGUGGUUAGCGGCGGGAGUGUAGAUGGCGCAGUGAAGUUGUGGGAUAUCGACACAGGUAAAGUCAUCGCGAAAUGGAUGGGACAUACAAAGGCGGUGUGGUCUGUGUGCUGGAGUCGAGAUGGUCAGCGAAUGGUGAGCGGAUCCUAUGAUGGGACUGCAAGGCAGUGGGACGUGGAGAACGGAGAGACGAUCCUCGGUCCAAUUGAAACUGGGCACGAACACGUAGAGGCAGUUGUCUACUCACCAGACAUGAGCAUGUUCGCGACUGGAGGAGGCACCUUCUCGGUUUCUGAUACCGAACACCCAGUGAAAAUCUGGGAUGCGAAGACAAGCUCGCUUGUCGCAACUCUCAACGGACAUACAGAUUGGGUGUUUUGCCUGGCUUGGACCCCGGAUGGAAAAACGCUUAUUUCCGGGUCAGUCGAUUCCUCGAUUAGGACAUGGAAUACAACAACCUGGACGCAGCUCGCUGUGCUCGAUGGGCACAGCAACGCUGUCUAUGGCAUUGCAAUAUCUCCAAAUGGCCGCAUCCUCGCAAGCGCGUCAUACGAUAACACAGCACGAUUGUGGAAUCUCAACAACGGCCAGUCCAUCAGUUCACCCUUCCACCAUGCGAAUUUCGUGAACCGCGUGUCCUUUUCAGCAGAUGGAAAGCUACUAGCCACUGGCUGCGAUAACCAUAACGCAUAUACAUGGGAUAUUUCUGCAAUAGUAAGAGAUGCUGGUCUCAACGACCUUCCUUUGGACCAACACGACGAGUCGGUGCUCUCUGCUGAAGCUACACAACGUCCUGUGACUCCUGUCUGUCAAACAAUUGACGGAGUCUCCACUGGAGUACCUCAAGGUUCCACGCAGAAAUCCAGCAGCGCAGCUCAAAUCCAGUCAUCUUCGCAACCCCAUCUUGCCGUCUCUACCUCUACCGCACCUCCCGUCGUUGCUAAGGAAUAUUUCAACAAGAGAGAGAUGGAAGCCAAUUUCCGGACAAACGCUACUGCAGGUAGUUCACGCCCUUCCAAUAACACUGCCACCCAGCAAUCUAAAGGCACAGCUCAAACGCAGUCGUCUUCGCAAUCGCAUGCUGCUGUCUCUAUGGCGCCUCCCGUCGUCGGUGAUACAACUUCGAGCGCUACUCCUCAUAUGUGUUACGAUAAAAUACCCUGCACGCUAGAUUUGCUUCUGGCUUUUUACCUGUCGUGCCUCUCCUAA
Messenger RNA from Suillus fuscotomentosus, 1449 nucleotides. RefSeq names its product WD40-repeat-containing domain protein. Gene Ontology annotation, molecular function: protein binding. The transcript is spliced from 3 exons. NCBI's taxonomy places the organism in Eukaryota, Fungi, Basidiomycota, Agaricomycetes, Boletales, Suillaceae. Bases 1 to 1449 code for a protein of 482 amino acids. The record is from RefSeq and is a predicted model, not a curated record.